AUGAGACCCAAGGAACAUCCCGAGCUUAUCUUCGAUGUGAUCCCCAAGUUGUACGAGCAGCACUUCAAGGUGUUUGUGACUCACCUGGGCAACAUGCAAGAGCAGCUGCUUGUCCUGCCCCGCAAGUUCUGCCGAAUGUACACCACCCGUCCCUUGGCUAAUCAAUUGCUCAAGUAUCUAAGGUCCCGCCAGGCGAAGAUCGAGGAGGCGGAUUUUGAGGUGGUGGAGGAGUGCCAGCCUUUCUCGUUGCGCCUCAGCGAUGGCAAGCGUUUAGAGGCGAUGCUCUGUCCUGGAAGUAAACUUGGCCACAAUCUCAUUCUGCUCAUUCGUCGGCCAACGAAUGUUGGCAAGCUCCUCUACUGCUAUUCGGCGGUGAAGCUAGAAAGUCUCGGUUGUCUGCUGGCCAAUUCUAUAUUUAAUUCCUGGAUCGCUCAGGGUACAGAGCAAUUGUAUCUGAAUCUCUCGUCCGUUAAUGUGCCCUUUGAGCCCGUGGACUUUGACGAGUUGGCUGCCAACAUUGAAGAAUAUCGUAAAAGUCACAAUGCUGUGGUGCUGCUCGAGCUGCCGCUCUUUGGUUACGAGGAACUCGUCUGGCAAUUGAAUUACACGAAGCUUCAUGGUCAUAUCCGUCUCUUAGGUGACUUUCAAGAGAGCUUCGAGUGCCUCAAUUCCGAGCUGAAGCUUGUACCGGGAAGGCUGACCAAAGUCCAUGUCAGCGCCAUCCAGAAUUCAAGCGCGGAAGAUAGCCAAGCGGAGGAGGAUGAGAAGGUUGCCACUGUUCACUUUCCCCUGGGAAUAAUCAAGUGGUCGCCACUGCCAACGAGAAUGCAUCUGCGGCAACUAUGCAGCCUGCUGCGUCCCGAUCACAUUCAGGGUAUUGUGCCCUUUCAUGCGGUGGGCAAUGUUCCACCAGCUCCAGAAUUUCUUCAAUGUUUCAGGUCCAAAUAUUUUGUGGGAAGCAAGGAAAAGGAGCCUUCAUCAAAGGAGAUUCAGACGAAACCAACAAAGGAAAAGGAAAAGCAGAAGGCACCUCUAAGGAUUAUUGGCACUGCCAAGCGUUUCGCAUUUGUGGAUGAUGAAAAUGAUUCCGAUUAGAGAUAUAAUUUUUGUAUUGUUAAUUACACAUAUUUGAAAAUAUAAGAAGUUU
This is a messenger RNA of Drosophila kikkawai, 1147 nucleotides long. RefSeq lists its product as uncharacterized. The record is from RefSeq and is a predicted model, not a curated record. Lineage: Eukaryota; Metazoa; Arthropoda; Insecta; Diptera; Drosophilidae.